AUGGCGUCCUCAUCCAAUCCCGUCUCCCAGGAGACUAGCUAUCGCACAAUGAACGACCAGGACGACGCAACCCUCACAGGGAAGCACUGCCAACUAGAAUACUGCAACCAAAUCGACUUCUUGCCAUUCAUAUGCCAAAGUUGUAACAAAACCUUUUGUCAAGAGCAUCGGAUCGAAGAUUCACACAAAUGCACCAACCCCGGCGCUUGGGCGCGACGGCGGCGCGAAGCCGAGCUCGCCAAGGCAAGCAUCGGAACCCAGGAGUACACUGUCAAACUUCGGAUAGUUGCCGUCAACACCCUCAAGAAGACGGCCAAAGGAGACGAGAAACUAGCUCUCGACAAGCGCGUAUACAUUUCCGUCGAAGCAGAGGCGGCGACGGCCAAGGCAAAGUUCCCCAAGGGCGCCUUCUUCUACAGCAAAGACUGGGUGAUAGGGCGUGUUUUGGAUGCAGCGGCUAAAAGCCUGCAGGUGGAAAACGUCAACAAUCAGUCUUCAAGCGAGAAUGACAAGCUCAGGGUGUUCCAUGUAGAGGGCGGGCGGCUGUUAGAAUUCAACGAGAAGGUCGGCACCGCCCUUGUUAGUGGCAACACGAUUGUGUUGUUGAGAGGCGUAGGGCCACCACCGGAUCUUAUUGAUCUCUAG
Parascedosporium putredinis is the source of this 645-nucleotide messenger RNA. Lineage: Eukaryota; Fungi; Ascomycota; Sordariomycetes; Microascales; Microascaceae. The record is from the annotation of a GenBank genome assembly.